AUGUAUGCUUCCAUGUUUGUUCUGUUAAAAGGCUCAACCAUUUGGUGCUUCGUCGCCUCUGCUUGUGCUGCCGAAUUUCUGAUUGUUAAAUCUGCUUCUGUUGCGGUUUCAAUCCCGAGCGUUAGACCAAUACUUCUAUUCUCUAAUUCCCAAAGCUUCAUUUCACUUCUUAGCACAACUGGCGUUGAGUUUCGAGGACUGCUCAGCGACAUCAAGUGUUGUUUAUGUGUCAGAUGA
Molecule: messenger RNA, 237 nt
Organism: Eruca vesicaria subsp. sativa (arugula)
Lineage: Eukaryota; Viridiplantae; Streptophyta; Magnoliopsida; Brassicales; Brassicaceae
Source: the annotation of a GenBank genome assembly